Molecule: messenger RNA, 1033 nt
Organism: Impatiens glandulifera
Lineage: Eukaryota; Viridiplantae; Streptophyta; Magnoliopsida; Ericales; Balsaminaceae
Exons: 2
Coding region: 164-931 (255 amino acids)
Source: RefSeq, a predicted model, not a curated record
CGUGGAAAUCACGCCAAUAAGACCCAUAUAUAAAUAAGAACCCCACCUCUCCUCAUAUUGUUUGUUUGCAAGUUAUUUGAGAGUUGUCUUAGAUUGAAGAUCCAACUUUACAUUUUGCUUGUUCAUCUCCGAAACCCAGAUUAAUUGAUUGAUUGAUUGAUCUAUGGCUGUGACUAAGAAAAAUGGGAAGGAUGAGAAGCAAAAUUGUAAAGAAAAAGAUAUUAAGCAGGAAGAUGACCAUGACCAAUUACAGGCGCCCAUAUUGUUCCUCUUUAAUUUGGUGCUGGGCGUCUUCACCACCUUCCUUUUCUGCUAUAUGAAUCUGGCGCAUCUGUUAGCCAUGGCCACCCUCAUGCCCGUACUUGUAUUUUCGGUGUUCGUUCUUAAAGUUGAUUAUGUUGUUCACAAAGCAGAUCAUCAUGGUCAGCCUACAGUAACAGAGCUUCCGAAAGAAGAAGAAGAAGAAGAAGAAGAAAACAGAGUAGAGGAGGACGAGACAGAGAUUACUGAAGUAGAUGAGAAGAAGUAUGAGCUUGGUCAAGCAACACUUGUGAUCUAUGAUGGGUCAAAGAUGAUACCCAGAAUAGACAAGCAUAGUCAACUAUCAGCCGAUGAUAUUCAUGACCAUGUAGUAGUACAUGAUUAUGAUGAUGACGAUGAUAAGAAAUAUGAGCAAGAGUUUGAGAUUGAUGAAGGGGGAUUUCAUUUGCAAUCUGGAAACAAAUCAAAUUAUAUGAAGCUGCCAAAGAAAACAAGUAACGCGUCUUCUAGAGGUCAAAGGAACAGGACGAAGAACAAGAAGAAGAAGAAUAAUAAGCUCGACAGUAUUGGUGAAGGGAUUUUGGAGGGGGUUCUUGAUGCAACUGUUUUAUCCAUAGAUUUCAUGACGGGAGGAGUCUAUUCCAUCAUCUUUCAACGUGUCUUUUCAUGAUAUAUAUCUUAACUAUCUUUCUUUACUUUGCAAGAUAUAAAGUAAUUCCUUUUUGUUAAAUUAUCAAUACAUAUAUAUAUAUAUUAAUUAUUAAAAUAUUGA